ACAGGAAUAAUUACAGACUACAGAAAAGAGAAAAAGUACGAGAAAAAACCAGUUCUUUCAUGGAAAAGGCUCUGAAUAUGACCUAGAAGUAGAAGAAGAAGAAGAAGAAGAGGAAGAGUGAAAAUGGAGGACGCUGGAUUUGGGAAGAAAUCAGGGCCAGGCUCAGCAACCGGAGGGCUCGUAUCGCAGCAAGCAUUCAAUGACGCUCGGCCGCUUUUCUCUCCGUCUCCUUCUCCUUCUCCGCAAGCGCCGCCUUUUCCGGGCGCUUCUCCUCUCCGAUCUCCCAGGCCCGUUGUCCAGUCUCCCCCUGGUCGGAGCGAUGGACAAGGAUCGCUCUUCAAGAACAAUGGCGGCCAAAAGCCGCUGCCUUCUGGGGUCACAUCGCCUGCUUUCAAGGUUUCUCGAUGGCAAGGCGGUAGAAGACCCAAUUCGCCUUCGUUUCCUUCGCGAGGAGAAGAUUACUCAAGAAAUUCCGGUCAAGGUUUCCCUAGAAGAAACAAUCUUUCUGGCGAGAACUUUCGUCCUCCUCCCGUUGGAACUGGACCAGUACGUCAAUUUGUUCCUCCGAGAGCUCAUUCACCUGAGCUGGGUUCAAGGAACAAUCUUUCUCCUGAGGGUUUUCGUCCUGCUUCUAUUGGAGCUGGGCCUGUACGUCACUUAACUCCUCCAAGAACUCAAUCGCCGGAGUUGGCUUUUAAAAGCAACCAGUUUGUCGAGGCGGCUUUUCGCCCUUCUUUUGCUGGAGCUGCACCUACACGUCACUUAACUCCUCCAAGAACUCAAUCGCCGGAGUUGGCUUUUAAAAGCAACCAGUUUGUCGAGGCGGCUUUUCGCCCUUCUUCUGCUGGAGCUGCACCUAUACGGCCCGCUCCAUCCUCCUAUUCAUUAGAUGGACAGCCCAAGUCACCACGUAAUUAUGUCAGUUUGCAGGCUACACAGGAUCGACCUUCAGUCUCGUCUUAUAUAGGAUCUUAUGAUUCUGAAAGAAGUCAUUUUGAUGUUGUUCAAGUCACAGAUCGUACAAGAUCCUCUACUCCACCAUCUGCGAAUGAAGUUUUCCGUGAAAGUUCUCAUUUUCCUCAAAACAAUGCAAAAAGGCCUUCUUUAUCUCCUUCUGCAUUGGGUACUGAUUCAAAUGUUAACUUUAGUACUCAUGAUUCUCAAGCUUCUCGGAGGUCUUUGCCACAUGCAAACAAUACUCUUUCUGAAGCUGCUGCAACCAAUCCCACCAGCUUCCAGCUUACGAAAAGAUCCAGAUCACCCCCUCUAAAUUCCAGCUAUCAAGUCACUAAGGGAAGCUCCUAUGAUAUUCAGGAUGCUGAUCGAGAAAUGCAAGCCAAGGCAAAGAGAUUGGCCCGCUUCAAGGUUGAACUAGGAGAAAAGGCACAGAGCAGUGUUGAUGCUACGGAUAUAAAGAUUUCGACCAUUCAGCAUGAACUGUCUAUAGUUGGAAGGAACAAAUUAAGUUUAGAACAUUCUACAGAAUUGGCUGAACAUUUUGCUAGUGGCGGUGCUAUAUCUGAGCAUGAAGGCUCAAGGUCAUCUAGUGUUAUUAUCGGUUUAUGUACAGAUAUGUGUCCGGAAUCGGAAAGGAUCUCGCGAGAGAGAAAAGGGGAUCUUGACCAGUUUGAACGCUUGGAUGGGGAUAGAAAUCAAACCAACAAAUAUCUUGCUGUUAAAAAGUAUACUAGAACAGCUGAGAGGGAAGCUAACUUGAUAAGACCAAUGCCUGUUCUGCAGAAAACAAUUGACUAUUUGCUCAAUUUGCUUGAUCAACCUUAUAAUAACAGGUUUCUUGGCAUAUAUAACUUUUUAUGGGAUAGGAUGCGAGCAAUUAGAAUGGAUUUGAGAAUGCAACACAUUUUUGACCAAGGUGCUAUUACUAUGCUGGAGCAAAUGAUAAGACUUCACAUAAUUGCCAUGCAUGAAUUAUGUGAAUACUCAAGGGGAGAAGGCUUCUCUGAGGGUUUUGAUGCGCACCUGAACAUUGAACAGAUGAAUAAAACAUCAGUUGAGUUGUUUCAACUGUAUGAUGAUCACAGAAAGAAAGGGAUAUCCAUUCCCACGGAGAGAGAAUUUCGAGGGUAUUAUGCGCUUCUCAAGCUAGACAAGCAUCCUGGGUACAUAGUUGAACCAGCAGAGCUUUCACUUGAUCUUGCAAAGAUGACUCCAGAGAUAAGACAAACGAAAGAGGUGCUGUUUGCACGUAAUGUGGCAAGAGCCUGUAGAACUGGAAACUUUAUUGCCUUUUUUCGGCUGGCAAGGAAAGCAAGUUAUCUUCAAGCAUGCUUAAUGCAUGCUCACUUUGCUAAGUUACGAACACAAGCACUUGCUUCUCUACAUGCUGGACUUCAGAAUAAUCAAGGUCUACCUGUUAGCCACGUUGCUAAGUGGCUAGCAAUGGAGGAUGAGGACAUGGAAAGCCUUUUGGAGUAUCAUGGUUUCCUGAUAAAGGUCUUUGAAGAGCCAUAUAUGGUGAAGGAAGGACCAUUUCUCAACAGCGAUAAGGACUAUCCCACCAGGUGUUCUAAACUUGUUGAUCUUAAAAAAUCAGGACUGAUAUUUGAGGAUGUUUCGCUUUCUACUCAAGUCAUAUCACCUACUAAAGCACCGGACAAAAUUCAGAUGACCAAGACAACUGAUAAAGAACUAAAGGUUUUCCCGUCUGAUGAAAAGGAAAGAUCUUUCCAGAACACCUCAUCCGUUGAAGUUUUUAGUCCCGUGCAUGCGGUUGAUGAAGAAAUGGCAGAUUAUGAAGUUGUUCCAUCCCCAAAAGAGCCCAAAAAAAUGCAGCCAAUAGCUGAAAUUUCCAUAUUUAGUCAGCAGCGUAAAGAUGAGCAUCAGUUGCCUGGUUUCUAUCCUCUGUCGUGGGAUUCCUCCUUGUCUAAACCCUUGCCUAGCAAAGUUAGUAUUGAGGAAAAGCCAAACUAUGAUAGUUCUUUCAGCAUCUCUCCACAGAUAUACAUGCAUUCUGACAGAAAAGAAAUGUCAUUGCAACUUGUUUCAAAGACAACUCUGCAAGAUAGACUUCCCGAUAUUCCAUAUACUCAUACUGUGGAGAAUCCAGUGCCCCAAGAUAUAGUUGAUGAGUUGGAAGAUGAAGAACCUUCGGAUGUCCUCCAGGAAAUUGAAAAUGAGGAUGUUAUGGCAGACUAUCAACGUGAAGAAAUUGCUGAGGCAAAACUCAAGUUGAUACUAAGGUCAUGGAAGAGACGUGCUUCAAGGAAGAGGGAGUUGCGACAGCAAAGGCAGCUUGCUGCAAAUGCUGCACUGGAUUCAUUACCAUUGGGGCUGCUGUUUCAACCGAAACAAGACCCACCCAGCACAGCUGAGGAGUUUGACAUUGAUCAUGUUCUAAGGGAGAGAUAUUCAAAACAUGAACAAUCUUGGUCAAGAUUGAAUGUUUCAAAAGAAAUAGCUGGUAUAUUAAGCAGAAGAAACCCUGAUGCUAAAUGCCUUUCUUGGAAAAUUAUUGUAUGUUCUCCAAAUCCAGAAGAAGCUGAGAUGGGUGAAUGCAGCCAAACCGCCCAUUCGCAAAUGGGUUCAUGGUUGCUGUCAAAACUCAUAUCUUCUAGCAAAGCUGAUGACGAUUUGGUAAUUUCAUAUCCUGGACUAUCAAUUUGGAAGAAAUGGAUUCCCGGUCAAUCGUUUACAGAUAUGACCUGCUGCUUGUCUGUAGUCAAGGAAGCAAAUUUCAAUAAUCUGACGGAUACUGUGUCUGGUGCAAAUUCUGUUUUGUUCCUUACAAGUGAUAGCAUCCCUUGGAAUUUUCAAAAAGCUCAGCUCCAUAAACUUUUGAAGUCGAUACCUUCUGGUUCUUGCUUGCCUCUUCUAAUCUUAAGCGGCUCAUUCAAGGAUGAGUUUUCAGAUCCUUCCUCCAUUAUAGUGGAUGAAUUAGGUCUCCAUGACAUGGACAAGUCACGAAUAAGUAUUUUUCUGGUUGUUUCCCUAACCAAAAACCAGCAAGUAGAAUCUUUGGAUGGGUUUUUUAGCGACAGCCGGUUAAGGGAGGGACUACAGUGGCUGGCUAGUGAAUCACCUCCGCAACUUGUUCUUCAUUGUGUUAAUACGCGGGAACUUGUUCUUACUCACUUGAAUCCUUCCUUGGAGGCACUUGACAGGAUGAAAGACAAUGAAGUAGAUCCUAAUGAUUGUGUCCGAGCAUUCAACGAAGCCUUGGAUCAGUCACUUGUGGAUGUUGAUACUGCCGCCAAAGCAAAUCAUAUAAGUUGGCCUUGCCCUGAGAUUACUUUGCUGGAGGCGUUCACUUAUGAGCAUAGAUUUGUGGAGGGGUGCAUGCCGGAAAAUGGUUGGAGUUCAGUUGAGAAAAUUGAACCAUUGAUGUCUGCACUACAGGAUUGUAAACUUCCUCUUUUCCCCGAUGACUUAUCUUACUUGGCCAAAGGUUCAGACGUAGGCGGAGCAAUUGAGAUCCAACGAGUAGAAUUUAGAGAGAGCUUGAUCAGGUACCUGACAGAAUCCAAUAUAUUGAUGGGAGAUGCGCUUGCUAUAAAAGAGGCUUCCAUAAUGCUGCAAAGGUCUCGACUUGAGCUGCGCAGUUCGUGCUUUCAUAUUGUUCCGAAUUGGGUUAUGAUCUUCAAGCGGAUUUUCAAUUGGCGAUUGAUGGGCAUAGCCAGUGGGCCGUUAUCUUCAGCUUAUGUUUUGGAGCGUCCCGAUGUCACUCGAGCUUUCGGUGAUCUGGAUGUGUUGGGAGUUGAAGGCAGUGGACUGUCGCCUUAUCAUUUAAACCAGCCAUCUCUAGAUGAAAUGAUCGAAGUUAGUUACGCCCUUCCUUUCUACAGGAGCAAUUAUCAGCCACUGCCAGAAGCUAAUCAAGUUGUUCCCGAAUUGGCCUCUAAUGAUGAAGCUCAAGAGGCCGUUACAGCAAGUGAUUUCAUCGAGAAUGAUUCCGUGAUUGAUUGGGAUCGUGGAACCAUUAUUGCGGAUAAUGUUGUUAGAGAAGUUACUGUGGCUCGCAAGGUCGAUGAUGAAACUGAUAAGUUGAGCAAGUUAUUAGAGAAAUGUAACAUGUUGCAAAACAUGAUAGACGAUAAACUGUCUGUAUACUUCUAGUCUGCUAUCGCGGAUGUAAAAUUUUGUACUUUUGUCUUCAACUGAAAAAAAAAAAAAAAAAUCCCAACUGCUGUCCAAAUUUUGAUAGCUGAAAAAAAAA
This is a messenger RNA of Morus notabilis, 5173 nucleotides long. RefSeq names its product SAC3 family protein B. Bases 124 to 5073 code for a protein of 1649 amino acids. Gene Ontology annotation, biological process: mRNA export from nucleus. NCBI's taxonomy places the organism in Eukaryota, Viridiplantae, Streptophyta, Magnoliopsida, Rosales, Moraceae. The transcript is spliced from 17 exons. The record is from RefSeq and is a predicted model, not a curated record. Gene Ontology annotation, cellular component: nucleus; transcription export complex 2; cytoplasm.